AUGUACCCAAGUGUUUUAUUUAUUUUACGUGGUACGGUAUUUAAGUCCGAUACUAAACUUCGGUAUGCAAAGCCGAUUUUCGGCAUCAACUCCAAGCUUUAUAGCAAUGCUGCCAACACGACAAAUAUUUCUGUUGCGAGCCCUGCGACGGUGAAAUCGGCGCCACUCAGCGACCUUCUGGGGCGACGUCAUGAUUAUUUACGCAUAUCACUUACGGAGCGGUGUAAUUUACGAUGUCAGUACUGUAUGCCGGCCGAAGGUGUGCCUCUGACGCCUCGCUCAAAGCUAUUAACACGAGAUGAACUACUACGACUCGUAAAUGUGUUUGCCGGUCUCGGUGUACACAAGCUACGGCUUACCGGUGGGGAGCCUACAUUGCGAUCCGAUUUGGCCGAAAUCAUCCAGGAGCUAAGCAGUGUGCAGGGUAUUCGGACUGUUUCCAUGACCACCAAUGGAUUGGUACUGACGCGGCGGCUGCCUGCGCUUCAACGUGCGGGGCUCGCGGCAAUCAACGUAUCUCUAGACUCCCUGCGGGCCGAACGCUACGAGAAAAUGGCGCGCCGACCGGGACUGCCUAAAGUGCUCGCCGGCAUCGACCUGGCGCUCCAACUGGGAUAUCGCCCCGUUAAAGUGAACACUGUGCUAAUGCGAGGAUUCAACGACGAUGAGAUAUGCGACUUCGUCGAGUUCACGCGCGACCGCGAGGUGGAAGUGAGGUUCAUCGAGUUUAUGCCUUUCUCGGGCAACCGUUGGGACGAUUCAGUGAUGGUGCCACACGAUGAGGCUCUGCAAGCGGUUCGCAAGCGCUACCCGCGCCUUGCACCCGCCAAGCUGCGAAAAUGUGACACCGCUAUGGUGUGGCAAGUUGAAGGUCAUUUGGGAAGCGUCGGCUUCAUAUCGUCGAUGACUCGCCCCUUCUGCUCGACCUGUAACCGUUUACGUCUCACUGCGGACGGCAACCUUAAGGUAUGCCUGUUUGGUUCAUCGGAGGUGUCUCUAGCGGCCGCGAUUCGAGAGGGCGCGGUUGACUCCGAGCUGAGGACUUUGGUUCGAGCCGCGCUUCGCAACAAGAAGCCGCAGCACGCUGGAUACCGCAACAGCUUCUGCUAUACAGGUACUGUACAGGCAAGUACAUGGGGGGAAGUACUGAACUUCCCCCCGGGUGUUGUAGAUGUGCUGUACAGGCUGGGCAGUGGUCUAGUGAAGAAUUCAUCAUCUUCGUCAUUAGGUCUCAGCGUCCUUCGUUUGCGUCACGGUACUCUCCGCGCUAUAGAACGUGGUCUGACAUUUUAUAGGCAUGCAGAAUCUCGCGCGCAUGGAGAAUCGGCCAAUGAUACUGAUAGGGGGCUAGCGGGUGGGCGGCCCUUUGAUGUGGAGAGAUGUGGAACGUUCACAGCGCGCGGACCGCGGGCGGGCGUGCGGGCGGCCAAGUGGGGCGUCGCUUCCGCCGGCGGUGCAUCGUACCGCACGCCCCUUCCACCCACUGGCGGGGCGACGCCCCUCGCGCACCUGGCGUUCGGCGGCGGUGCAUCGUACCUCGCGCGGCCGGACGCCCGCCCCCUCUGCACCGGCCCCGACGGCGGCGCGCCGGCCCUGACGCACCUGGACGCGAACGGGCGCGCGCGGAUGGUGGACGUGGGCGGUAAGGCGACGAGCGAGCGCAGCGCCGAGGCGGAGUGCUUCGUUCGCAUGUCGGCGCGGCUGCUGCGGCUGCUGAGGGACGCGCGGCUGCCGAAGGGCGACGCGCUCACCGUGGCGCAGGUGGCGGGCGCGCUGGCCGCCAAGCGAACGGCCGAGCUGAUCCCGCUGUGCCACUCGCUGCCGCUGGAGGUCGCGCGGGUGCGCGUGCGCCUGCCGAGGGGCGAGUGCGCGCACGGCGGCGCCGCCCGCGUCAGCUGCGAGGUGAGGGCCACGGCGCGCACCGGCGUGGAGAUGGAGGCGCUCACCGGCGCCGCGCUCGCCGCGCUGGCCCUCUACGACAUGUGCAAGUCCGUCGACCGCCACAUGACGGUGACGGACUUGCGCGUCGUGCGGAAGUCGGGCGGCGCGCACGACUUCGACUCGACGCAGACGCCGACGGCGGCCGAGCCGGAGGCCGCGCCCCGCCUGCGCGCCCACGACACCUCGCCCCUCAAGUCCGACGAGACGUACGUGCCGACGAACCUGAGCCACUUC
Molecule: messenger RNA, 2175 nt
Organism: Iphiclides podalirius (scarce swallowtail)
Lineage: Eukaryota; Metazoa; Arthropoda; Insecta; Lepidoptera; Papilionidae
Source: the annotation of a GenBank genome assembly